GCCUCUCGGUCGCCCCAGCGCAGGGCAGCCUCAUGGGCAUUUAUAACGGGGAGGAGUUCGUCUUCGAGGAGAGCCGCUGGUACAUCCUCAACCUUCUCAAGCUCCUCUGGCGCUACGGGCUCAACCCCCUGCGAAUGUCCAUGUGGGUGGAGGACGUCCUGGACAAAUUCAUGCGGAUCUAUCGCUACCAGACGCACGACUACGCCUUCAGCAGUAACGAGCGCCUGCUUCACGCCCUCGGAGGGAACGACUUCACCCGGAUGCUGAACCAAACCAUCGACGAAGCCAUGCAGAAAGCCGGCUUCUCCCACAAGUUCAUAAACGAGAUGGUUUGUCCGGCCAUGAGAGUCAACUACGGGCAAGGCGUCAACAUCAACGGUUUCGUAGGUGCUGUUUCUCUGGCAGGAGUAGAAUCGGGCCUUUGGUCUGUAAAAGGGGGGAACAAACUUGUCUGCACUGGCCUUAUCUACGCCUCCAAAGCUGACGUCAUCCCUGGUACGGUUUUGUCUAUAGAGCCAAAAAUCAGACCCGGACCCAGACCCACAGGGGACCCGGUGAAGCUCUACCAGGUCACCUACAACACUACGUCGGGACUAACGGGGGAUACGUACGACAUCGUCGUCAUCGCUGCUCCGCUGAGCCGUAAAAUGGCCAACAUCACCUUCAAGAACUUCGACCCUCCUGUCCCGGAGUUCCCGAAUCCUUACCACCAGACUGUCACGACGUUAGUGCACGGACGACUAAACGCCUCCUUCUUUGGUUACGGGGACCCAUGGGCCUUUCAUUUCGGUGCCAUCUUCACUACGGAGAACCCCAAACUCUUCAUCAAUAGCCUGGGGGUGGUGUCUCCCGUGGAAGACGUAGGCAGUGAAGGAAAGCUGCCCUUGCAAUCGGCCGUCUGGAAAGUGUUUUCACAGGAGGUGCUCACCAAAGAGCAGCUUAACUUGCUUUUCUCCUCCUACGACUCUGUCAGAGUGAAGAAGUGGCUGGCAUACCCUCACUACAGCCCCCCGGAAAAAUGCCCUCCCGUCAUCCUCCACGACAACAUCUACUACCUGAACGGCAUCGAGCGGGCCGCGAGCGCCAUGGAGAUGAGCGCCAUCGCAGCCAAAAACGCCGCCCUGCUCGCUUACCACCGGUGGUACGGGAACACCGACAGGAUCGACCAGGAGGAUUUGCACGAGAAGCUGAAAACGGAGCUUUGA
Phaethon lepturus (White-tailed tropicbird) is the source of this 1205-nucleotide messenger RNA. RefSeq names its product prenylcysteine oxidase 1 (gene PCYOX1). The record is from RefSeq and is a predicted model, not a curated record. The transcript is spliced from 4 exons. Gene Ontology annotation, molecular function: prenylcysteine oxidase activity. Gene Ontology annotation, biological process: prenylcysteine catabolic process; prenylated protein catabolic process. The annotation marks the transcript as partial. Lineage: Eukaryota; Metazoa; Chordata; Aves; Phaethontiformes; Phaethontidae.